Molecule: messenger RNA, 367 nt
Organism: Sinocyclocheilus grahami
Lineage: Eukaryota; Metazoa; Chordata; Actinopteri; Cypriniformes; Cyprinidae
Product: 40S ribosomal protein S19-like
Exons: 3
Coding region: 59-352 (97 amino acids)
Biological process (GO): ribosomal small subunit assembly; translation
Cellular component (GO): ribosome; cytosolic small ribosomal subunit
Molecular function (GO): structural constituent of ribosome; RNA binding
Source: RefSeq, a predicted model, not a curated record
UUAAAUCUCGCGAUAACAAACGCGACUCGCCCCUGUUAACACGCAUAGGAAACCCUGCAUGUCCCUCUUCUUUUUGCUGUCCACAAGCAAGAUGCCAGGCGGUGGUGUAACCGUGAAAGACGUCAACCAGCAGGAGUUUGUCCGCGCGCUGGCAGCCUUCCUCAAGAAGUCGGGGAAGCUAAAGGUGCCAGACUGGGUUGACAUUGUUAAGCUGGCCAAGCAUAAAGAGCUGGCUCCCUGCGAUGAGAACUGGUUUUACAUCAGAGCUGGUGAGUGUGAUGUGCAUGAAACUAAGACUUUCAUGCAUUGCACUUUGUGCAAAUUCAUCCAAGCAGAACCACUCAUACUGUAGAACUAGGAUGCUGGC